Knipowitschia caucasica is the source of this 432-nucleotide messenger RNA. The record is from the annotation of a GenBank genome assembly. Lineage: Eukaryota; Metazoa; Chordata; Actinopteri; Gobiiformes; Gobiidae.
AUGGAGCCUGCAGGAGCUCUGCCGCUGCUAUCACAGACACUGCAGCACCUGGAGCUUCUAAACCCCGCUGAGGAGAGCCAUCGUCCAACUGUGGACUCCUCCUGCUCACUGACCCCGCCCCACCGCCACAUCACUGAGGGCUGUCCUGCCAACGGAGACGCGCCUCCCGGAACCCUCCUCCCUCCUCUACGCUCGUUACGCACCGUGUCUCGCGGUCUCGGUCUCGGCUCCAGAGCAGCUCCGUGCGCGCGCUCCGCUGACGUCCGUGUGUCCGCCGUCCACCUGGCGCGUCCCCGUCUCCACAACAGCGCGUCUCUGGCUCACGCUCAGACCCGAAAGAAGACGCGACAGUGCAGGACACGUAUUUGCCUCCGGUCCCUGGUUCUGCCUGAGCGGCUGUGGUCCACUAUGCUUGUCCACCUUCGCCUCUGA